GAAAUGUCAAUGUCAAAAUAGUUGGUGUUGGUGGGGUUUUUAUUCGGUGUUAUCACAAAACUGAUAAUUUCAAGCCACUACUGAUACGAAUCUAUACACUUUAUUAUCAGCAAUUAUCUCACCCGUGUGGCGGGGAGAUAAUAUGUUUUUGAAAAGUCAAAUCUUCAAAGCGAUUUUAUUUAGAAACCCGGUGAAGUUACCGUUGUCUUAUUGGUUACUUGUGUGUCUCAGGUUUGUGCUUACUAUUUUGCCGCAGCGAGGAUAUAUUCAUCCUGACGAGUUUUUCCAAAAUGUGGAGGUCAUUACAGGCGAUAUACUCAUCGUCGAUGUCGCUAGGACAUGGGAAUUCAAUCCUAAAUUCCCCAUUAGGAAUAUUUUUGUCCCCAAAAUGAUACUAGGGCCCCCAAUCCACUUUAUUCGUAUUGCUAAUCCAUAUACUCAGCAUUACUUAAAUGUAAACUUGAGAACCCCAUAUUAUUUACUAAUAAUACCACGGUUAUUUAUUUGUUUCCUUUCGCUUAUAAACGAUUAUUGUCUUUAUAAAAUAUGUGUAUUAUAUGGCCAGAAUUUCAGGAACAGACUAAAAAUAUUUGCAAGUUCCUAUGUGCUAUUUGUAUACUGCACAAGAAGUUUCUCAAACACAUUUGAAAUGAUGUUUUUUUCAAUUCUGAUAUAUUUGGUGGCCCAAUGCAUGUUGCGGUCGGACAAAAUAAUAUAUCAUGAUGAAUUUUUACAGGAAAGAUAUAAUCAAGCUUCUAGUCCUGUAGAGAAAGUCAAACUUUUCAAACUUCGUACUCAUUUACCUCAACAUUCCCUAAAUAAUGUUUUAAUUAUUGCUUCACUUGUAGUUAUAGGUAUAUUCAACCGUCCAACAUUUGUCGGUUUUGCUUUCCCACCAAUAUUCUUCUGGCUUCAUAGAGGACUAGGGUCCAAAGUGGUAGGCUUCAAAGAUUUCCAUUACCGUAUUAUAUCAUUAAUCUUUUGUAGUAUACCCACAAUAUUAGUUCUUAUUGUAGUAGACUCAAGUUAUUAUGGAUACUUAACAAAUGCAGAUAUAGAAUCGUUGAAGUUAACAUGGGACAACUGGGUGGUGACUCCAUUGAACUUUCUGCGGUACAACGGAGACAUGAAGAACUUGAGACAGCACGGGUUACAUCCCUGGUGGCUGCAUCUCGUUGUAAAUGUACCUCUGCUGUUCAAUGUCCUGGGAAUACUGGCGUAUGUCACACUGACGUGCAAUUUGUACAGAUUCAUGCGCGGCCAAUACAGCAAGCUCCCGCGGAUCCAGAGCAUUACUGGCCUUAUGAUGUUCUCCCUCAUCACGCCAGUAGCCCUGCUCUCAAUCUUCCCGCAUCAGGAAGCCCGGUUCAUCAUCCCAGUCCUACUACCCCUGGUCUACCUCUUCGGCAACCACCUUUACGAGAACGAAGGCGACCAACCAAGAACCAGGAAGUAUAAAAAGGCUAUACGAGCCAUUUGGUACAUUACCAAUAUCAUACUAACACUGUUCUUCGGCUUUGUACACCAAGGAGGCAUAUAUCCCUUUGCCAACACGCUUUACAGAGAAAUUAGGAGCAGCUACGGUGUGCAUACUCAUGUUAUCACCACACAUAGUUACAGCAUACCCACAUUUCUCCUCCAACUGGAGAGUACCAACAAAAUUUGGAAAGAUAAAAAGACGGGACACAAGUACAGACUGGCGCCGUCUACGUUUAUUCACAAAUACGGUUCGUUACCCACGGACGACUUGUUCCAACGUAUUGACGACGUUUUAACUGAAGCAGAGAUGCUCUUACAUGACAGUAAGAAGAAAUACAGAUUCUACCUGGCAUCUCCUUGCUCUUUGGAGCAGAAAGUCCGUGAACACGCCAAGAAGUACCACUACAUAGACAUACAGGAGGACUUUUCGUACUACCCCCACUUUUGCACCGAGGCGUUCCCCAAGUUCCCAGACCGCCGCGACCAGUACUGCAUAGAGAGUAAUCUCCUCAAAACAAACGAAUCUCGUGUUAUAGAUCUGAAUGUGUUGCAAAGAGUAUCAUGUUUUCUAAAGCGGUUUUGUUUGCGAGUGUACAGAGUACAACCUGCGGGCAGUUUUCACAAUUGAAUAGUAAUUAUAUCUUAUAAACAAAAUUAUUGUUUUGAAGUCAAUUCGAAGAUCUGAUAAGCAAUAUUUCAUUGAUCGCAAUGAUACCGUCACUCAGUGACGUAACAUUAUGAUUUUUUGUAGGUUUAUAUUGUGAGUGCCUAAAUUAGCUCUCUUUAGCAAGUACCUUAACAUAGUAAGUAAUAUACCUACCUAUUACAUCAAUGACCUAAACUUAUUUUAGUACAUUUAAAUCAAGCAUGUAAUAUACGCUAAUGUAGGUAGUUAUACAUUCCUAUUCCACAAUCUGUGUUACGUUGGCAAUCAUAAAAAACCUUUAAUUAUAGCUUUAAUUAGUAGACAGUUUAUAGGUAAUUAUUAUUUUACAAAUAUGUAUAAUUUCUAAUUAUAUUAUAUCUUAUUGAUUUAUUUAGGUACUAAGAAAUUAUUUGUAAUUAGGUUUUUUUCCUACACAGUUUGUGUACAUGCAGCAGUUUUUAUAUUGUAGUGACUAUGUAUUGUAUAUUUAUAUCAAUAGUUUUAUGUACGAUUCUGUCCAGAGUUUACCAAAAAUAAUUGGCCAUAAUUAUAUUUUAUAUUAGUUUUAAUUAUGUGUCAAAUAAUUUACGUAAUCAUUUACAGUGAUUUUGCUUUAUGUAAUAUCUUUAUGAUAUAGGAAAAAAUAUCAUGUGUACCUUAUUUAAUUAUAAAAUUUGCCUUUGACCUUAGAAAUUAUUAAGGCAUAAAAAAUUAAAAUCUAAAAAACUGGGCUGUCCUUAUAACCCGUGGAUUGAACUAGACUUGUUCAGGGAUAUACGCAUGGUAUAAUAAAACUAUGUAUUCUCAAAAAUGACAGCCAAAAUUUCAAAGUUAGCCGCGCUGACAUCAUCUCACCCUCCCUGGCUAUUUUGUAAAAAAAAAUACCCACGACUAAUGUUUUUAAUUUACUUUGCAAGGCAAUUUUGAACUUUUAGUAAAAUAUUUACUUACAGUUUCAAUGAUUUUAUAUACGUGUCAAGUGAUAACAAAUAAGUACGUUAGUCAGUAAUUCGCUUAAUUUUCAAUGAUAAAAUUUGAGUCCUUGGAAUGUUGGAGGACCAAUUUAAUAGUAACACUUACAAUGGCGACUUUUCACAGGAUCGAGCAUACAUACCUUGUGUUAUUUUAUUAUACCAUGGAUAUGGGUACAAAUGUAAACAGGUUUUUUUGGAAUGGUAAUAAAUAUUUGAAAGUAUCGACCGUCGACACACUAAUAUGGGAGUCUGUCACCGCCAAAAAAAUCCUAGAAUCUUUUGUCUUUAUGCAAAUAUCCGGUUAAAAGUUAUGUAUUUUACCAACUUACGUAAGUUGUAUUGACUAAGUUAUAUUAACUUCCGGUGCUCAAAAACCCACCGUAAGUGUAUGUUUGCAAGCGUUGAUCUUAAUGGUUUUAAUCAAUAGUAACAUAAUUAUACAUUAAUGAUUUUAAUCACAACAAAGCGUUUUUGUUGCAAUGAAUUAAAGUGCAACGGAUUGUGUUGCUUUUAUAGGCUGUUUAUGAAUAAAGGCUGUUUUGUUAAAACA
Molecule: messenger RNA, 3649 nt
Organism: Pectinophora gossypiella (pink bollworm)
Lineage: Eukaryota; Metazoa; Arthropoda; Insecta; Lepidoptera; Gelechiidae
Gene: PIG-Z
Product: GPI mannosyltransferase 4
Exons: 3
Coding region: 143-2107 (654 amino acids)
Biological process (GO): GPI anchor biosynthetic process
Cellular component (GO): endoplasmic reticulum membrane
Molecular function (GO): alpha-1,2-mannosyltransferase activity
Source: RefSeq, a predicted model, not a curated record